Messenger RNA from Cucumis melo (muskmelon), 1224 nucleotides. Its product is annotated as subtilisin-like protease SBT3.6. Gene Ontology annotation, biological process: proteolysis. The record is from RefSeq and is a predicted model, not a curated record. Gene Ontology annotation, molecular function: protein dimerization activity; serine-type endopeptidase activity. Lineage: Eukaryota; Viridiplantae; Streptophyta; Magnoliopsida; Cucurbitales; Cucurbitaceae.
AUGGUACCUUAUGGAAUGGACAAAGGCGUUGUUGAGUUAGGGAGAGAAAGGGAGAGACAAAGAAGACAAGAAAUCAGUGCUCUUUAUAUGUCUCUAAGAACCCUACUUCCUCUUGAAUUUAUCAAGGUCUCUGUCGCCAAGAAGAAAGGACGUGGAGAUGAGAAGAAUGGAGUUAAGGUUGGGGUUUUCGUCAUGCAUCAAUCUAAUGACCAAAAUCCAAAGGUACACAUAGUUUACUUGGGAGAAAAGCCACAUCAUGAUACUAAAUUCACUACCGAUUCUCACCAUCAAUUAUUAGCUGCUAUAUUGGGAAGCAAGGAGAAAUCGUUGGAAGCAAUGGUGUACAGUUAUAAACAUGGCUUUUCUGGGUUUGCAGCCAAGCUCACUAAAUCUGAAGCUCAAAAGCUAUCUGAAAUGUCGAGGGUGGUUCGAGUUGUCCCGAGUUCGCUUUACAAAGGUGCUACAAGAAGUUGGGAUUUUCUGGGGCUGUCUUCUUCUCCAUCUGAGUCUUCAAACCUUCUUCAUCGUGCUAAGGGUGACAAUGUCAUUAUAGGUGUUAUUGAUACGGGAAUCUGGCCGGAGUCGGAGUCGUUCAAAGACAAAGGACUAGGGCCAAUACCAUCACGUUGGAAAGGAACAUGCGAAUCAGGAGAACAAUUCAACUCCACAAACUGCAACAAAAAAAUCAUAGGAGCGCGUUGGUUCGUGAAGGCGUUCGUCGCCGACUAUGGUCGAGAGGCGCUAGCCAAGGAAUACUUAUCACCACGAGACCUAAAUGGACAUGGAACUCACACAGCCAGCACAGCCGCAGGCUCAUUUGUAGCAAACAUCAACUACCACAACAACGCUGCCGGCACAGCGAGAGGUGGUGCACCACUCGCACGGUUAGCCAUAUACAAAGCCUUAUGGACGAACCGCGGCGUAGGAUCGUCGGCGGACAUACUGAAGGCGAUAGAUGAGGCUAUACAUGAUGGUGUGGAUGUGUUGUCUAUAUCGAUUGGAAGAUCACCUCCUUUCUAUCCAGAGUUCACUGAAUUAAGUGAUAUUGCAUUUGGGUCAUUUCAUGCUAUUACAAAGGGGAUUUCUGUUGUGUGUGCGGCUGGAAAUAGUGGGCCUUCUCCACAAAUGGUGGACAAUGUUGCACCUUGGAUUUUCACUGUGGCUGCCAAUACUAUAGACCGAGCCUUUCUUUCAUCCAUUACAACACUAUGAGAUAAUACCACU